GUUUUCGAAAAUGAAGGGUAUAUAUCUACCUUAGGUUAGCACACACAGCCUAAAGAAAAAAAGAGCUGAUGCUAGCAAGGAAGCUUUUCUUUUGAGAAGCCUCAUCUCAGUUUCCCAGCUGCCAGAGGAUCUCUCAAGUCUUCCAUCUUCUCCAGAAAUGGCGACUAGCUCUGGCGGAGGUACAACUGAAGAGAGCCAACAGAGCGUUCUGAGCACGUUGCCCAGUGAACUGCCGUUAGACUUUCUGAAGAGUAUCACAGAUCAGUUUUCACAGGAGCGCAUACUUGGUACAGGCGCAUUUGGAACCGUUUAUAAGGGAACUUUGCCUGGUGGGGAAAUCAUUGCUGUGAAGAAACUCUCAGAAAAUUCGCCACUACCACGAGAAAGGGCAUUCACUAAUGAGGUUACAAAUAUUAUGGCUGUCAAACAUAAAAAUGUUGUAAGGCUGGUCGGCUACUGCCAUGAAGGUCUAAAGAAAGUUGUGCAGAACAAUGGAAGAUAUAUUGUUGCUGACAUUGUUGAAAGUUUACUUUGCUACGAAUAUUUACCACGGGGAAACCUUCAGAGCAAUCUUUUUGAAAUACGUACCAAAAUGAAUUGGGAUACACGCUUCAACAUAAUCAAAGGGAUCUGCGAAGGUAUACACUUCAUACACAGCAUUUCUGUGGUUCAUAUGGAUCUGAAGCCUCAAAACAUAUUGCUGGACGAUAACUUGGAGCCGAAAAUCGCUGAUUUCGGUCUAUCGAGAUUCUUCGGCCAAGAAAAAACACGAAUGAACACACAAACUGUUGUGGGGUCAUAUGGAUACAUGGCUCCAGAAUAUAUAUACAGAGGUGAAAUAUCCACCAAGUCAGAUAUAUACAGUUUAGGCAUACUGAUCAUAGAGACCACCACAGGAGAGAAGAAUUUUUGCGGCAAUGAACCAUCUGCAAAGCGAUUUGUUGAAAAUGUACGUACAAACUGGAGAGGACAACGCAUGCUCUCGGAGUACCCAUCAUUAGAAGCAGAUGGCCUCCAACAAGUAACAUUAUGCAUCGAAAUAGGACUACAAUGUGUUGAUAUUGAUCGCCAGAAGAGACCUUCCAUAGAAACAAUCCUCGACAAGCUCAAUGGACGGCAUCCAAAUUGAUCUAGGUCAUAUCAGAUCUCCCAGGUCGAAUGAAAUUCAGGUCUUCUCCAACAUACAUGUGCAAGAUGGAAAGGACAUGCUCUAUUUAUACUUAUUUAAAAAAUAUUUCGCUGUGAUAUUAUGUCAUUGUUGGAACCUAAAUUUCAUUUCUCAUGGUAACUGCUAUUCCAUUUCUUGGUGAUCGAGAUUUUUGUACUCCAGACACAAUGCCGUUGUAUGCUUUAUUUUACUUUGAACUAAGAAUUUUAUUUCCUCUGUC
Molecule: messenger RNA, 1388 nt
Organism: Lolium perenne
Lineage: Eukaryota; Viridiplantae; Streptophyta; Magnoliopsida; Poales; Poaceae
Product: cysteine-rich receptor-like protein kinase 6
Biological process (GO): protein phosphorylation
Molecular function (GO): protein kinase activity; ATP binding
Source: RefSeq, a predicted model, not a curated record